AGCUUGAUAGCCAGCCUGUCCGCCCGUCCGCCCACCACCUGCGCCUGCGCCUGCGCCUGCGCCUGCGUCUGCGCAACGGAAUCCCAAGGCCGUUUCGUUUCCUAGCUGCUACUGCCGACCGGAAGCGACGAGACCCGUGGCAACUGAGGCGAGGCUCGACCACGCUCCUGCCUGGCCGCAUUCCCGGAUUCGCAUAUAUUAUCCGUAGCUUUGGCGCCGUUGUCACCUUUUCCUCUCUGUACAUUGCCGCACGGCAGUCUAAUUCACAAUGGGCCGGAGAAAGAUUGAGAUCAAAGCCAUCAAGGAUGAAAGAAACCGCUCUGUCACCUUUUUGAAGCGAAAGGGCGGCUUGUUCAAGAAGGCGCACGAGCUCUCGGUGCUCUGCUCCGUUGAUGUCGCCGUCUUCAUAUUCAGUAGCAACAAGAAGCUCUACGAGUACUCCUCGGGGAAUAUGCAAGACCUCAUCGCAAGAUACACAUUUCACGGUGGUCCGAAUGAACACAAAGGACCCGCGGACUUCAACGGCGGCGCCGACGACGAAGAUGACGAAGAUGGCGACGGCACUCCCCCACACGGCCACGAAGGCUCUGUCGAGCCUCAGAUGAUCCCUCCGCACUAUCAAGGAGUCCAUCAAGCAUCGUUUCCGCCACACCUGAGAGGCCACACUCCCUCGGCUUCACCGCCCAUCAAUGGCGCGCCUUUCCCGCGAGGACAUACACCCCAGCCUCAGAUGGGAUCGCGACCUUCAUCCAGAAACGAUUUCCGUCGCGGAUCAAGCAUGCAGCAGCCGGGCCCUCCAGGUCCGCCGCAGCCCGUUGCGAACGGAUAUGCGUUUAUGCCUCAUCCUGCUAUCUACAACCCUCAGAACCAGCCUAGUAUGCAGCAACAUGGCAUGCCGCAACAGCAGCAGCAGCCGCCGCCACCAGGCUCAUAUCCGUACCCGCCACCACCGCAACACCCGCAUCAACACCCGCAUCAACACCAGCAACAGCAGCAGCAGCAGCAGCAGCAGCAACCGCAUCCUCAGCAUCCUCAGCAUCAACAACACCCUCAACAACACCCCCAGAUGCAACAAUACAUGGAAGACCAGCGCCGCUCAUCAGUCCCGCCUCCUAGCUAUCCUCAUCAAGGACCACCGCAGAACCAGCAACGACCGCAACAAUCUCCCCCGCACAUGUCUCCCCCGCAGCAUCACAGCCAACAUCUACAGCCGCCGCAGAUUCAACACCACCCACCGCCUCAACAAAUGCAGCAGCAGCAACCGCAACAGGGCCAACAGCAACAGCAGGAACAGCAGGAACCUCGGCCACCAGCACCCAUGGAGCCAAAGCCCGAGCCUCUGAGUGAGAGACCGAGCCAGCCGCUGCUCGACACUGCAUCUGCUAUCAAGAAACUGCCGCAGCGCAAGCAGCACAGCAUAUUCACCCCCAUUGAUGAAAACCGGUCUAUUCUAUCCCAACAUUUGGCGUCAUUUGUUGCCGAGCCUCGGACGUUAAAAGCGGAGGCGGACACGGCAGCCAACCGGUCGCAAUCUGUCGAUGUUGGGGCUGUCUCUCGGAACAAUGCAAGCGUGUCUCCACCGCUCCCGCAGAGGUCAAACACGUCAAGAAAUGCCAAAACACGGAACUCCGUCUCCAUUCCCGAGACGACCUUCACCCCACCCUCGCGCUCCAACAGUUUGCGCGUUGGUGGCGGCCCACGGCCGAAGCUCAAGGUGCAAAUACCGGACGAACAGUCUGAUGCCGGUAGCAACACGGCCGAAUCUGCCACGUCUCCCCGCGCUUCCGACACGACGUCUCAGAGCACCCGACGCAAUGAGUCUCACUCCUCUGUGGUUCUACCUCCCCCGUCCCCGUCGGCCACCUCCCUCUUGUCCGCUGGUGCCACUGGACCGCCCAACCCCUUCGCGAGACCACACCCUCAGUCUCAGUCUAACAACAAUAAUAACAACAUGCACAUCGAUACACCAGUGUCCGCACUACCAUCGCGCUUCCUCAACAACGAGUUUCUGCCAAGUCCCAGCAGCUUUUACCCCGAGUGGAACUUUCGGGGCAACGACAGCAACACUCUCCCUAGCCCCCUCAAUUUCGCAACACCGGUCGUUGGUACGGGCCCUUCCUUUCUGAGGGAUGAGAACCCGAACAAGCGGAAGAGUCCCGAGACGAGCAACGGUGGGCCAUCUUCGGACGGGUCGGAGGGCAUGGACGCAAAGAGAGUCAAGGUUGAUUCUUAGGCGACUGGCCCAUGGCCCACAUCUUCAAUUAGCCGACUUGACUUCAUAUGUUCGCAUCUUGUGGUUGCAAGUGUAUAAUAUCCUAUUUUGGCGUCGUCAAACUCUCUGCUAGUCGUGGCUUUCAGGGGUCGUCGUUCUUGGGCCGGAU
Pseudomassariella vexata is the source of this 2381-nucleotide messenger RNA. RefSeq lists its product as uncharacterized. The transcript has 3 exons. The coding region runs from base 269 to 2233 and encodes 654 amino acids. Gene Ontology annotation, molecular function: protein dimerization activity; RNA polymerase II cis-regulatory region sequence-specific DNA binding; DNA-binding transcription factor activity, RNA polymerase II-specific. NCBI's taxonomy places the organism in Eukaryota, Fungi, Ascomycota, Sordariomycetes, Amphisphaeriales, Pseudomassariaceae. The record is from RefSeq and is a predicted model, not a curated record. Gene Ontology annotation, biological process: positive regulation of transcription by RNA polymerase II.